Molecule: messenger RNA, 1833 nt
Organism: Daldinia decipiens
Lineage: Eukaryota; Fungi; Ascomycota; Sordariomycetes; Xylariales; Hypoxylaceae
Product: lysyl-tRNA synthetase
Exons: 3
Coding region: 1-1833 (610 amino acids)
Biological process (GO): lysyl-tRNA aminoacylation
Cellular component (GO): cytosol; cytoplasm
Molecular function (GO): tRNA binding; ATP binding; lysine-tRNA ligase activity
Source: RefSeq, a predicted model, not a curated record
AUGGCGGAUCAAGCACCUACCGCAGAGGUUGCUAACCUGCAUCUAGAUGAAGUCACCGGAGAGAAGGUGUCUAAGUCGGAGUUGAAGAAGAGACAAAAGCAGCGCGAGCGAGACGCUAAGAAGCAAGAGAAGGCCGCAGCUGCGCCGCCUAAGCCUGCAUCUGCAAAGAAGACGAAUGCUGAAGCUGAUGAGAAGGAGUUGACUCCUAACCAAUACUUCGAAAUUCGAUCCCGCGCCAUCUCCAAGCUUAUCGAAUCCAAGGAACCCUAUCCCUACCCUCACAAGUUCCAUCGCGACUAUGACCUGAACCAUCUAGUCAAGGAGUACGGUCACCUCAAGUCUGGAGAGCAUGACAAGUCCAAGACCCUGCGCGUAGCUGGACGGAUAUACAACAAGCGCGCUUCCGGUAGCAAGCUGCUCUUCUACGAUAUCCGCGGCAACAAUGGCGUCAAGGUGCAGAUCAUGUGCCAGGCUCAAGAAAUCCGCGAAGGAGCACCUGCCUUCGAGAAGCAACAUGACCACAUAAGACGUGGUGAUAUCAUUGGAGUCGUUGGUUACGCCGGUAGAACUGCUCCUAAGACCAAGCUCGAGAAGGGCGAAGAGGGCGAGCUCUCCGUCUUUGCUACAGAGGUGAUCCUUUUAUCCCCCUGUCUGCACCAACUGCCCGACGAGUACUACGGCUUCAAGGACCAAGAGCAGCGUUACCGCAAGCGCUACCUCGAUCUCAUCAUGAACCCCAAGACUGCUCAAACCUACCGCACCCGUACGAAGAUUAUCAAGUACAUCCGCAAUUACCUCGACAAUGCCGGUUUCGAAGAGGUCGAAACCCCCAUCCUAAAUCAGAUCGCCGGUGGUGCCACAGCCAAACCCUUCCAGUCUCACCUUAACGACUAUAACAUGGAUAUCUUCUUGAGAAUAGCGCCCGAGUUGCCCCUCAAGAUGCUGAUUGUUGGAGAGUAUGAUAAGGUUUACGAGAUUGGUCGUCUAUUCAGAAAUGAAGGCGCCGAUCUGACCCACAACCCGGAGUUUACGACUUGUGAGUUCUACGAGGCCUAUGCCGACUUUAACGAUCUCAUGAAUAGAACUGAAGAGCUUGUCUCUGGUAUGGUGAAGCAUCUUACCGGAAGCUACACAACCUCAUUCACCACACAACACGGCGAGACGUACACAGUUAACUGGGAGGCCCCGUGGCGAAGAGUGGAGAUGAUUCCUGCCCUCGAGGAAGCAACCGGAGAAAAGUUCCCUCCUGGCGACCAACUACACACAGACGAGACAAGGGAGUGGCUCAAGGGAGUUUUGAAGAAGGUCAACGUUGUCUGCCCCGAACCCCAGACUACUGCUAGGAUGCUCGAUAGAUUGACUGGAGAGUUCAUCGAGGAGACCGCAGUCAACCCGACCUUCAUCACAGAGCACCCCAAGAUUAUGUCGCCAUUGGCCAAGGACCACCGCACCAAGCCUGGUCUGACCGAGCGAUUCGAGGCCUUCGUCUGCAAGAAGGAAAUCGCCAAUGCCUACACCGAGUUAAACCAGCCGUUCGAGCAGAGACUGCGCUUUGAAGAGCAGGCCAACCAAAAGGCUCAAGGAGACGAUGAGGCCCAAAUGAUCGACGAGACCUUCCUGAACGCUCUUGAAUACGGUCUGCCUCCGACCGCCGGCUGGGGUAUGGGUAUUGACCGACUUACCAUGUUCCUCACCAACAACUACACUAUCAAGGAGGUGUUGCUGUUCCCCUUCAUGAACCCCGAACAGAAGAAGGAGAAGCUCCCUGCCGAUAUCGAAGAGGCAGGUGCGGAGGAACCCCAUGUUAAGGUCGAAGGAAUUCCUCACAAAUAA